AUGGGUGUAGUAUUAAACGCUAGAGAGCCGCUGGUUAAAACCAGCGAACUAGUAAAUUGGAUCACCCAUAUGAAAGUAAAGAAAAUGUCGUUUAAACGUAAAAAUCUCUUCAUUGAAGCCGUGUUGUCCUCAGCGCUCACGCGGGCCGAGUACGAACUGCGCGUGAAGCAAAAACAGCGCAGACUCAAGUGGCAGUUUCUAAAAUCGACCCUCGAGUCACGUGAGGGUCACUUAGCCAAGGACGCGUGGAGUCAUCACGAAGAAAUUCAUAGUUUAGAUCGUUUCAUGUCGCAAUUAAAGGAUGUAAAACCUAUAGAGAGAUGA
Brassicogethes aeneus is the source of this 324-nucleotide messenger RNA. The record is from the annotation of a GenBank genome assembly. NCBI's taxonomy places the organism in Eukaryota, Metazoa, Arthropoda, Insecta, Coleoptera, Nitidulidae.